AUGCCGCGAGUCUAUGUUCGUAAAAAACAGCCAAAAUAUACCGAAGAAAGUUUAAAUAAAUUAAUUGAUUUGAUUAAAGACAAAAAAAUUAGUGUUAAGAUCGGAUCAACGCAAUUUAAUAUUCCGCUUUCCACUAUUUAUGAUCGUUUGGCGCACAAUCGGGGGCCAAGAGGACGUCAAACAAUUCUUUCUAUUGCUGAAGAAGAGUUUCUUGUGAAGUUAAUCAAGCUGUAUCAAGAAUGGCAGCAACCAGUCUCAAAGCCAGAUAUUCUUGAAUUAACGAAGACAUACAUGAAACAAUUGGGAAAGAAAACGAGAAAUCAAGAUGGUAAUGAAUUAAAACUGAAUGAUUGGUAUUAUGGAUUUUUAGCAAGAUGGUCUACAGAAUUAAAAACAUAA
This is a messenger RNA of Didymodactylos carnosus, 399 nucleotides long. Lineage: Eukaryota; Metazoa; Rotifera; Eurotatoria; Philodinida; Philodinidae. The record is from the annotation of a GenBank genome assembly.